GUUGAAUAUACAGAUAUAAUCCUUCCGUUACCCGUGACCGAGAACUGAAAAAGCACCUAUAAUCCUUCUGUUUCCCCCUUCAAUUUCAGUAAUUUUCUCUCAAAGUUUCUCUCUUUGGCUUUCUGGGUGUUGCAUAAACGAGCUUAAUUGUGAUGGGCGAUGUUGUGGGGGGUUUCCAUCCCACCGAUGAAGAGCUUAUCAAUUACUACCUGCGCUUGAAGAUCAACGGAAAUGACGAUGAUGUUUGGAUUAUCCGUGAAAUUGAUAUCUGCAAAUGGGAACCUUGGGAUUUGCCUGAUUUGUCAGUGAUACGAAACAAGGAUCCAGAGUGGUUCUUCUUCUGUCGGCUGGAUCGGAAGUAUUCAAAGGGGCACCAGUUUUACCGAGUUACGGAUAGUGGGUAUUGGAAGGCAACAGGGAAGAAUCGCGUGAUUAAGUCCGGCUGCACCUUGAUUGGAAUGAAGAAGACUCUGGUUUUCUAUGUUGGUCGUGCUUCCAGGGGGACGAGGACCAAUUGGGUUAUGCAUGAGUACUGGCCUACCCUCAAAGAGCUUGAUGGUACCAAUCCUGGACAGACUCCAUAUCACCUUUGUCGAUUAUAUCGUAGACGUCUCCAAGGUUCAAUCAGUGAUAAGGUGGAGAUAGCUAUUUCAACUCCCGCGAUUGCCAAUUAUCAUUGGAGUCUUGAAAGUUCAAUUGGUGACAAAGUGGAAAUGGCUGCUUCAACACCUACGAUUUCCAAUUAUCAUAAGAGUUUUGAAGGUUCAAUUGGUGACAAAGUGGAAAUGGCUGCUUCAACUCUUUCGAUUUUCAGUUAUCCUAAGAGUCUUGAAGGUUCAAUUGGUGAUAAAGUGGAUAUGACUGCUUCAACUCCUACAAUUGCCAAUUAUCAUAAGGGUCUUGAAAGUUCAACUGGCGACAAAGUGGAAAUGACUGCUUCAACUCCUACGAUUUCCAAUUAUCAUAAGAGUCUUGAAGGUUCAAUUGGUGAUAAAGUGGAUAUGCCUACUUCAACUCCUACGAUUGCCAAUUAUCAUUGGAGUUCUCAAGGUUCAAUUGCCGACAAAGUGGAGAUGACUGCUUCAACUCCUACGAUUUCCAAUUAUCAUAAGAGUUUUGAAGGUUCAAUUGGUGACAAAGUGGAAAUGGCUGCUUCAACUCUUUCGAUUUUCAAUUAUCCUAAGAGUCUUGAAGGUUCAAUUGGUGAUAAAGUGGAUAUGACUGCUUCAACUCCUACGAUUGCCAAUUAUCAUAAGGGUCUUGAAAGUUCAACUGGCGACAAAGUGGAAAUGACUGCUUCAACUCCUACGAUUUCCAAUUAUCAUAAGAGUCUUGAAGGUUCAAUUGGUGAUAAAGUGGAUAUGCUUACUUCAACUCCUACGAUUGCCAAUUAUCAUUGGAGUUCUCAAGGUUCAAUUGCCGACAAAGUGGAGAUGACUGCUUCAACUCCUACGAUUUCCAACUAUCAUAAGAGUUUUGAAGGUUCAAUUGGUGACAAAGUGGAAAUGGCUGCUUCAACUCUUUCGAUUUUCAAUUAUCCUAAGAGUUUUGAAGGUUCAAUUGGUGAUAAAGGGGAUAUGACUGCUUCAACUCCUACGAUUGCCAAUUAUCAUAAGGGCCUUGAACGUUCAAUUGGCGACAAAGUGGAAAUGAUUGCUUCAACUCCUACGAUUUCCAAUUAUCACAAGAGUCUUGAAGGUUCAAUUGGUGAUAAAGUGGAUAUGCCUACUUCAACUCCUACGAUUGCUAAUUAUCAUUGGAGUUCUCAAGGUUCAAUUGGCGACAAAGUGGAGAUGACUGCUUCAACUCCUACAAUUUUCAAUUAUCAUAAGAGUCUUGAAGGUUCAAUUAGUGAUAAGGUGGAUAUGGCUGCAUCAACUCCCGCGAUUGCCAAUUAUCAUUGGAGUCCUGAAGGUUCAGUUGGUGACAAAGUGGAGAUGAUUGCUUCAACUCCUACGGUUUCCAAUUAUCAUAUGAGUCUUGAAGGUUCAAUUGAUGAUAAAGCGGAUAUGAUUCCUUCAACUCCCACGAUUGCCGAUUAUCAUCGGAGUCCUUGAUGUUUCAUUAAGUUGUUGAAAUUUUAAGAGUUUAAAGCUAUCCAAAGCCCUUUUAAAAUUACCUUUGAUAGGUGUUUUUGAUGUUUUUUUUUUGUUAAUUGUUUAUGUUAUUGCAUUUUUCUUGGCACUUUGAUGGAUUUAUGAGCUCUAAACUUCCACCGCUCAAGCACUGCAUUUGUUGAUUUCAUUUUGCUAUCGAGUGACUUGGUGCCUAGGUGCCCAACACCAAGCACCUAGGCUCCCACAGCGAGCUAUCAAAUUAUGUUUUGCGUAAAUAGAAGAAAAGUAUCGACUUUUGGCAUCCCAGAAGAUGAGGAGAACUCAAAAAGAAAUAGGUGUAUUAGGAUUGAAUUUUUAGUGUUUUGAUAUUGAAUUUCUUGGAUUAAUUGUUUAUAUUUUUUUUUUAUAUAUAUACAAAGAUUAUGAGUUGUUGUUUAUAAUUAGAUUAGGGUUUUUACAUAAUUUGAAAAAUUGUGUAUAGCUCAAAUGAUGAACUUCAAGGUUUAAGAAUAUUUCUUGAAUUUUUGUGAUUUAUGGAUUAAUUGUUACACU
Abrus precatorius (Indian licorice) is the source of this 2609-nucleotide messenger RNA. Its product is annotated as NAC domain-containing protein 69-like. Gene Ontology annotation, molecular function: DNA binding. Gene Ontology annotation, biological process: regulation of DNA-templated transcription. The record is from RefSeq and is a predicted model, not a curated record. Lineage: Eukaryota; Viridiplantae; Streptophyta; Magnoliopsida; Fabales; Fabaceae. The coding region runs from base 153 to 2057 and encodes 634 amino acids. The transcript is spliced from 3 exons.